Spodoptera frugiperda (fall armyworm) is the source of this 1866-nucleotide messenger RNA. RefSeq names its product probable cytochrome P450 303a1 (gene Cyp303a1). Gene Ontology annotation, biological process: xenobiotic metabolic process. The coding region runs from base 1 to 1503 and encodes 500 amino acids. NCBI's taxonomy places the organism in Eukaryota, Metazoa, Arthropoda, Insecta, Lepidoptera, Noctuidae. Gene Ontology annotation, molecular function: heme binding; iron ion binding; oxidoreductase activity, acting on paired donors, with incorporation or reduction of molecular oxygen, reduced flavin or flavoprotein as one donor, and incorporation of one atom of oxygen. The record is from RefSeq and is a predicted model, not a curated record. Gene Ontology annotation, cellular component: intracellular membrane-bounded organelle; cytoplasm. The transcript has 3 exons.
AUGUGGUUAGCCACGUUAACUAUCAUUGUAGCCGUCUGCUUGUACAUCUACUAUGACACUCGUAAACCUAAGAAAUUCCCACCUGGCCCAAAAUGGAUCCCUAUCCUUGGCUGCGCCAGUGAAGUAUAUAAACUCCGAGAAAAAACCGGCUACUUAUACAAAGCCGUGAAAGAACUCUCACUGUCCUACUCUAAAGAUGGAUCCCUGCUUGGUCUAAGAAUUGGAAAAGAUAGAAUCGUAAUGGUAAACAGUCUAGAAGCUAACAAGGAAAUGCUUUAUAAUGAAGAUAUUGAUGGGAGACCCAAAGGGAUAUUCUAUCAAACCAGAACUUGGGGUGAGAGACGUGGCGUGCUCCUCACUGAUGGAGAGCUGUGGAAAGAACAGAGAAGAUUCCUGUUACGCCAUUUGAAGGAGUUUGGAUUCGGUAGACGAGGCAUGGAGGAUAUUGCCAGGUCGGAAGCGCGUCAUAUGGUCACUGACGUCAUGACAAUUAUUGGUGACAAUAACGGUGAGACAGCCAUAAUUCAGAUGCACAAUUUCUUUAACGUGUACAUCUUGAACACGCUGUGGACGAUGAUGGCGGGUAUCAGGUACAAACCCAGCGACCCGCAGAUGAAGGUCCUUCAAAGUCUUCUAUUUGACUUAUUCGCUGCAGUUGAUAUGGUGGGCGCACUCUUCAGCCACUUUCCUAUCUUGAGCAUUGUGACUCCUACGUUGUCAGGGUAUAAAGACUUUAUACGAACGCACAAAAGAAUAUGGAAGUUUCUUCGAGAGGAGCUAGCAAGACAUAAGGAUCGAUUUGAUUCUUCACAAGAAGACAGGGAUUUUAUGGAUGUGUACAUAAGAGUUUUGAAGGAGAGAGGAGAGGUAGACACGUAUUCGGAAGGUCAGCUCGUGGCCAUGUGCAUGGACAUGUUCAUGGCUGGCACGGAGACUACUAGUAAGAGUAUGAGCUUCUGCUUCAGUUACUUGGUAAGGGAGCAAGAGGUGCAGAAGAAGGCUCAGGAAGAGAUUGACAGGGUAGUCGGUAAAGAUAGGACCCCCAGCUUGGAUGAUCGUCCCAAUAUGCCGUACAACGAGGCGGUAGUGCACGAGUGUGUACGACAUUUUAUGGGACGAACUUUUGGAGUACCUCAUCGAGCCCUCAGAGACACCACUCUGGCUGGCUACUUUAUCCCAGAGGAUACGAUGGUGUUGAGCAACUUCACAAACAUUUUGAUGGACGAGGAAAUGUACCCAGAGCCCUACGCCUUCAAGCCAGAACGAUUUCUCGCUGAGGGGAAGAUCUGUCUGCCCGACCAUUACUUUCCCUUUGGUCUGGCCAAACACAGGUGCAUGGGAGACGUAUUAGCUAAAUGCAAUAUAUUCGUGUUUACCACUACCAUGCUGCAGAAGUUCUCUUUUCUACCAGUUCCUGGAGAACCUCUGCCUUCACUAGACCAUGUUGAUGGGGCUACUCCGUCCGCGGCUCCCUUCAAAGCUUUGGUAGUGCCAAGGAAGUAGGAGGCGUCUCCGUAGCCUAAGACACCAGCUCCUCUUCAGAAUAGGCAUUUAACCGAUGGUCGAAAGGGCGAAUAGAAACGUUAACUAUAUGUGAUAGACAAGACACUGAUAUUCAACUAACUCGUUCAAUUAGAUGACAUUUGUUCCGGGAGCUAAUUAGGUAAUGAUAUAAGUACAGUAUUUUUACAUAAUAUUACAUACGAUUUUUGUCAAUUGUUGUUUUAUAAAUAAAGAUGUUUUAGUGAAUAAUUGAAUUAUGAAUAUUUUGUAUUAUUAUGGCGAUUGAUUCGAAAGCCACUAUGUUGUAAACUGUCUGUCAAAGAUGGAAGGCUUAAAAUUAAAUGAAGUUGUUGUUGAUACUUA